This is a messenger RNA of Platichthys flesus (European flounder), 5535 nucleotides long. It is a transcript of the gene sh3tc2, whose product is annotated as SH3 domain and tetratricopeptide repeats 2. Gene Ontology annotation, biological process: regulation of intracellular protein transport; regulation of ERBB signaling pathway. Bases 378 to 4949 code for a protein of 1523 amino acids. Lineage: Eukaryota; Metazoa; Chordata; Actinopteri; Pleuronectiformes; Pleuronectidae. Gene Ontology annotation, molecular function: protein binding. The transcript is spliced from 22 exons. Gene Ontology annotation, cellular component: recycling endosome. The record is from RefSeq and is a predicted model, not a curated record.
CUGGGAUAGACUCUGAAGCGCUCAGAGGGGCACACACACACACACACAUACAACCACACUCACACACAUACUCACAAACUCUCACUGGUUCUGCUUUUUCACUUCUCUGCCCUUUUGGCUGACAGUGGAGAAUGGUGACAGUUUCAGCAGCUGUCAGGAGAUACAAUUCACCAGUUAAAUGGUGACAAACACACACAUAUAUACAUACACAGUAAUACACCGAUGACACACAUUCUGGCGCACACUUGAGGAAUGACUUAAGAAGGGAGAGCCGAAGGCAACACAGAGACAUCUCUCCUGCUGAGCUGGACGCUCUCUGGAGGGAACCACCGUACACUCUCGGGGGAACAAAUGAUCCCUUCUCAGGGAAUGACAUCAUGACUCAAGGUGGAGGUGAGGAGGAGGAUGGUGUCGUGGUGGAGUCAGGUGAAGGAGAGGUGGAGCCUGAGAGCUACUGGAAGAAGAAAGAAGCCUUCUUUAGAGGAAGUACUGUGUCACUGGGAGAUAAGUUCUCCUCAGAAAUUGUGCUGUUGUUCACUGGGCGCAGGCGCUCCAGCGUGGAUCCUGACCAAACCCUACAGGAGGCGCUGCGCACAAGACUGCGAGUGGUGGAGAGCAACAGCCAGGACGUGAUCCAGCUCUUUAAAGACUUGUCUGCACGUCUGGUGUCUGUCCACGCUGAGAAAGACAGCUUUGUGCUCACAUUCAAGACUGUGGAGGAAAUCUGGAAGUUUUCAACGUACCUAGCAUUGGGUUAUGUGGCUCGCUGCUUGGAGAACUUCUUGAGCGAUCAGUCCUUCUGGCUGGACCCAGAGCUGCUCAGCGACCUGGAGAUCAAUGUGAGCGUGGAUGAGGAACAUCUGGCUACUCUGUACCUGGGACUUUUACUGCAGGAAGGAUCCUUCUUUGCAAAGGCUCUAUUUACAAGAAGCGAGGAGUAUGAAGAAGAGGAAGAACAGCUGUCGUUCAAAAAGAAUGACUUGCUCAUGGUGAGGGACACAGGGCAGGACAACAUGAGGGAGGGCACCAUGCUCUCUACAGGAAGCCACGGCCUGGUGCCAGUCGAUGCCAUGCAGCCACUGCCCUAUCCCUUCUACCAGUGGUUCCUGAGGAAGUACCCAGGCUCUGCUGGAUGCUCGCCAACAGAGAAGGAACAAUUUGAACAUCCAAUCGUCACAGGUUCCUGUGUGGCAGUGGUUGACUACUGUCCACUGGCGCCGGAUGAACUCCAGCUGAACCAAGGUGACAUUGUGGAGGUCCAGGGUCUGCUGGUCCGAGGUCUGGGUGUGUUCAUAGGAACGAACACAUCCACAGGACACAUUGGUUUUGUACAGAAGGUCCAUGUCAAGCCUCUGGACACCAUGGCCCUAGACGGACAAUUGGUCUUUCUGACGGCGGAGGAGAGGGCCAGCUUGGCUCAGGUUAACCCGUGCAGCUCUGAGCCAAGUGACUGCGGCCUGCUUGAACGACUCUUCUCCUCUGACAUCAGCUCUGUGUACAGGCUAGACAGACUGGACGAGACGGACUUCCUGUACAUCAGGAAUCAGCCAAAACAUGAACAUAAGGUUUCCUCGAGCACGCGUCAGAGUGUCCUUUCAGAGCGGAGCGAGAGAAGUGGAGGGACGCCCCCGGAGCAAUCCUCCCCACGUGCCUCUCUCUCUCUCUCCUCCCCCCGCUUGUCCCUCUACCGUUCCCAGAACCCUCUGCCCAAUGAGGGCGAGCACCUGACCUUCGCCACGUUCAGGGAGCUGGAUGAGUUCCAGGAGGAUCCAGCUCUCUUCUCAGAGGAGAACAGCUGGGAGGUGGAGGAGUCUGAGAUCAGUGACCCCACGCUGACCCUGCUCAAUUAUGAACACUUCCAGGAGGACUUCCUGCCUCUGUAUGACCUGCAGUAUUCCUUCCUGUGGGUGACCUUCAGUGGUAAAACGGAGGACGAGCUCUCGGGUCACCUCGAGAGUGUCAGGGAGUGCGCCAAGAGGAUGGGCAUGCACUGGGCUCAUCGCCGGGCAUGCUUCCUCCUGGGAAGGCUCUGUGCCAGGAAACUAAAGCUCUCACAGGCACGGGUGUACUAUGAGGAGGCUCUGAGCGUUAGCGUGGACAGUUUCUCUGACAUGCCACUCCUCGUCGCCCUCUUCACAAACCUCACCUCCAUCUACCUGAAGCAGCGCAUGACAGACAAACUGCCCCAGACUCUGGAGAAGGCCAGUGCUCUGCUCCUCUGCCUCCCCGGCCACACCUUCACCUCCCUGGACGAGGUGGAGCUGCUCAUGCUGCUCCUGAGGAGAUCCGUGGUGAUGGGGGACAAGAGCCUGGAGGCUCGUGUCUGCUACCUCAUCUCGAGCCUCUUCCUGCUCCUCAAGAAGACAGACGACGCCCUUCCCUUCAUUGAGAGGCUCCAGUUUCUCUCGGUGACUCUUUCUGCUGCUGAGGGGCAAGCUAUAGUUCCCCUCGACCUCAACUGGCUCUUGAGCUGGCUCUAUCAUCGUAAAUACAUGCCUUACUUAGUGCUGGCCUCUCUGAGCCUGGACUCCAGAAAAGACCACUCCCUCCAUGAUGCCUUCCAGAAGAUUGAGUUGUUUAUCAGGAACUCUGUUCGCCUGAACCCGUGCUGGAAGGAAGGAACCUCAUUGCUCCCCGCCCAGAUUGUGGUUUACCUUCAGCAAGCCUUGGCUCUAGCAGAGCAAGGAGAGGACAUGAAGACCCAGAGGGACCUGUGUUUGGGCUUGGCCUCAGUCUAUCAGCAGUAUAACGCUCUGGACAAGGCGGUACGCUGUGCUCAACAAGCUGUGGAGAUGGGCGGCCACAUUAAUGAGGAGGAGGGCUUUGAGGCCUCUGUGCUGCUCGGGUCGCUGCUGGUGUUGACGGGUGAGGCUGAGGGCGCCAAGAGUGUCCUGCAGCCACUGCUCUCAUCACUUCAGGGUACAGACAGCCCCACGCAGCGCGGAGUGAUCCACAACCUCCUGGCUUUGUGUCUGAGGCGACAGGGUCGUGUCCCGGAGGCAGGAUGGCAUCUCCACUCAGCCCUGAUGAUCUCCAGGGAGAGUGGGAAUCAGAGGAACCAGGCCCUGGCUUUGGCCAACCUGGGCUGCUUGGCGCUGGAUGUAGGGGCAUCAUGGGUAGCAGAGCGUUUCCUCGUCAGAUCACUGCACCUUUUUCAUGGGCUGUGGGAGAGCCCCACAGACGAGGAGCACGUUCAGACCUACCUCUGGCUGGGGCGGAGCUACAAAGACAGGGGGAGGAGACAGGACAUCAGGGCGUGCUAUGAAAUGGGACUGCUAAUUGCACUACAAGCCAGAAACCUGCACAGUCAGAUGGUGGUGGCCAAGGUGCUGAGUCGGCUGUAUGCCGACAUGCUGCUGUACGGUCAGAGAAUCGUCUACUACGAGCACUGUGUGUCCGUGUCCAGACAGCUGAAGGACAAGAGACUGGAGGGGGAGUACCUGGAAAUCCUCAGCAGCCUCUACCUGUCACUCAACACAGAGAGAUCAUCACGUAAGUCGCUGGACUACACCAAGCAGAGCCUGAGGAUUUCUAUUGAUUUGGGCAAGAGAGAGGAGGAGUCAGAGACCUGGUUACAAGUGGGACGGAUAUAUUAUCUCAUCCAUGAGGACGAGCUGGCAGACAUGUACCUGCAGGCAGCAGUGAAAACAGCCCUGAGGAUGAAUGACCCUCACUUCGCCAUGAGCAUCUACGAGGAGGCGGGAGACGUUUACUUUAAAGGCCACAGAAAUCAGAUGGCUUCCCUGCCUUUCUUCAGGGACGGCAGUCUGCCAUUCGCACGCAGCAUCAAGGACAUAAACUCAGAGUUCCGUCUGCUGAGUAAACUGACUGAGCUGCUGAUGAACCAGGGGGAGCAGGAGGAGGCUCUGCAGUACGCCACCUUGGCCGUUCAGGUCGCCAGCAACACAGGUGUGCUUGUGAAUGAGAGGACAGCCUACCAUCGACUGGCCACAAUCUACUACAGACUGCAACAGUAUGAGAUGGCAGAAAACUACUACCUCAAGUCCCUGUCCCUCUGCCCCCCGGUCCUGCAGCACCCCACACAGGCUCGCUAUUACACCAAGGUCUACUGCAGACUGGGAAACAUCACUCUGCACAAACUGAAGGAUGCUUUCGACGCAGUGGGAUACUUCCAUUUGGCUCUGGCAGCAGCCCUGGAGGACGGCGCUCACCCCGAGACCCUGUAUGUGGUGUACAUGAAGCUGGCGGAGAUCCACGGCAACCACAUGCCAGACGCUGAGCUGUGCCAAGUUUACAGAGACCGAGCCCAGCGUCUGAAGAGCGUGCUGGCCGGAGAGGGGGGAGGGGGGGACAGUGCAGGCACCGAGGCCGGCCAACAGAGGGAGCAGGACUUGGGACAUACAGACAGUUUGAAUAAGAGAAACUACAUCUUCGAUUCUAUACCUGAAGAUGAAAUGUAUGAACUAAGCACGGCCCCAAGAACUUGCAUGAGGCACGUGGACAGAGAGAUCAGUUGUAAAGACACUAAUAUCGGAGAUGGUCACGGGAAAGACGAUCCCAAUCAACAUCUCCCUGACACAGACGGCCCUAACCUGGACGGGUGUGAGACGGACACCAUCGCCAGUCAGUCGUACAGCGACAGCACCUUCACUGGGUCGUAUGACACGGCGAAGGAGCAGAUCUCUGACUCCAGCAGCUCCACCGACACACUACAAACUCAGAACCUCGAUACUGACCACAGCACGACCAGUCGAAUGCCUGCUCAUUCCACCGAUGACAUCACAGGACACACGGAUGCAAGAGACACCGAUCCUGACAUUCAGGAUGAACAAAACACACACGCUUGUGCAGAUGUCAGCGUGACGGACAUGCAGCCUGAUGCUGACCACACGGAGACUGUCAGCAUGAAAGCAGAUCUGACUGUAAGUGUGGACGACUGCACAGAGAAAGAUCAUCCUGAGAUUGGAGACACAAACACACGUGCUUAGAUGUCGUCUACAUUUAACUGCACUUUCUCUUCUUCGCUGACAAUUCCUUCAUCUGGUCAAACGUCCCCUGACCGGCGACCUCACUGCAACGUUCCAGCCACAUGGCCCUUAAUGUAGGAUUAAAGAUGAUGUCUAUACUGUAAACCUGUCAGAGAUUUAGUCGAUUCAAAGCAUGUGCCUUUUUGGAUGAGAUGUACAGUGCACUGUGCUGUUAAUAUAUGAUUUCUCUAUUUUAUUUGUAUCUCUGGAAAAUAUGACUCAAACUGAAUAAUUUUUUGUUCACUUGAAUGUGACACACAUAUAGUGGCCUUUGACGACACUCAUUAAAUCAAAUAAGACAAAACAAUCAAUCAAAAACAAUCUUACUGGCAGCUAAUAUAAUUAAUAGUGUUUGAACUUUGUGUAGUUUUAAAUUGAUUUUACUAAAACUGGUUCAUUCGUUGGGGACUGUGUUCUUCUGAGGAUCCAUACCCACUCGGUGUGUGAGCCAGUGUUUACGGCAGCAGGAUGGUGUAUGUGGGAUCAACUUAAAAAAGUAAAGUCACAUCCCACAUUCAGCGUAAUAAAGGAAGAUGUCACCUGUUAA